AUGAAGAACACUAAUCUAGAUGAGAAUAUUAUUUUAGAGGAGGGGAAAUCUUCUAAGCUCAAGGAAGAUGGAGGACAUAGAAGUACAAGUAGUGCUGCAGCAAAAGGGUCAAAACUGGAGAAAGUUGUUAUUAAAGCAUAUAAGAUUCAUCAUCAGCCAAAAAUAUUCCUUCCAAAGUGGGAUAUCAUAUUUACAGUAGCAUCUGCAUUUGCUGUGUUCGUUGAUCCUUUGAGCUGCUACGUUCCCGUCAUCAUCGACGAUAGCACGUGCUACUAUUGGGACCAAACCUUGAUGUGGACAUUUUUCGCCUUACGAUCAGCCGGUGAUCUAUUUUAUGCAACGGACAUUUUCGUUUUCAUAAAGCGGCGUCGCGGCAAUGUUAAUGCCAGGCCAUUUGGGACCUCCUGGAUAAAGUUUUUUGGCGGUCCUCAUUCCACAAUUUGCAAGGUGUUGAAUGGCCAGAAAUCACUUAGGUUCAUAGGCAUUCUACCUCGCAUUUGUGCUGCUCUUCCUAUUCUACAGGCAAUCAUACUCGUUGGAAAAUAUACAUACCUUAUUAAAACGUACCAGCAGCUAUUUUAUCUAAUUCCAAUCCAAUAUACUCUACGGGCUUAUAACCUCUACCAAUGGCUCGAUCAGCAUGCUAACAUAGAGACGGCAGUAAAAAGAUUUCUUAAAGCUGCUCUGGACUUCCUUCCAUUCAUCCUUGCUGCUCAUCUAUUCGGAGCCUUGUGGUACUUUUUUGCUGUGGAACGGAAGAUAGUUUGUUGGCAGGAGCAUAUCUGUGAAUUUGAAGAUAUAUGUGGGAAAACAGUUGAAUAUUUCUUCUAUUGCAGUAGAUUCACUCCAGGAAACAAUAAGAUGUUCAAUGUCUCGCGUUUACACGAGUCAUGCGCUGUACAACUUUCAGCAAAUGUAACAAGUUUACCUUUCGAUUAUGGUAUAUAUCUAAACGCUCUCCAAUCUGAUAUGACAAGGUCCAGAGAUCUUCCAGUGAAGAUGUUGCAAUGUAUUUGGUGGGGCUUGCGAAAUCUAAGUUCUUUUGGUUCAAACCUCCAGACCAGUUUCUUUAAGGACGAAAUCAUCUUUUCGAUUGUGAUCUCUAUAAGUGGUUUGGCACUAUUUUUAGUAUAUCUCAACUCAAGGGUGCAGGGGUCGAAAAAAGUGUCAGAUCGGCUUAAAUUGCAACAAAAGAUUGAAACAAUGUAUUCAAACAUAAUACAGCAAAUGCGUAAGAUGUGCCGCUUGGCUUCACUAAAGAAAGUGCCGUUGCUCGAAAGUGCAGAUGAGAAAGUUUUAAAAGCAAUCUGCGAGUACCUUAAGCCGGUAACUUAUGGCGAAGAUGUUUGUAUCAUUCGAGAAGGAGAACCACUUCAAAAGAUGUUUUUCAUCACACGGGGCACUUCAUUGACCUACACAACUAUUAAGGGUGGAACAAAUGUGUGCAAGUGCCUUGAGAAAAGUGAUUUUUAUGGAGAAGAACUUCUAAAUUGGGCAUUCAAAUUUUGUUCAUUUUCUGAGUUACCUUUCUCCACUACAACUCUUUUGUCUCAAACAAAGGUUGAAGCAUUUUCAAUUAGGGCCAACCACUUGAAGUCAAUUGUCGCUCAAUUUUGGCGGCAUUUUAAGAGAGAGCUUCCUCGUUCUCAGUUGGAGCAUUUUGCAGCUUCUUCCAUACAGGCAUUUUGGCGCCGCCGUCGUGCAAAGGCUAAGGGCCCAACUGGAUGGGACAAACUUACAUUAAAUUAG
Molecule: messenger RNA, 1749 nt
Organism: Prunus armeniaca (apricot)
Lineage: Eukaryota; Viridiplantae; Streptophyta; Magnoliopsida; Rosales; Rosaceae
Source: the annotation of a GenBank genome assembly